Pseudoliparis swirei is the source of this 1194-nucleotide messenger RNA. Its product is annotated as transcription factor HES-5-like. The transcript has 3 exons. The coding region runs from base 206 to 691 and encodes 161 amino acids. NCBI's taxonomy places the organism in Eukaryota, Metazoa, Chordata, Actinopteri, Perciformes, Liparidae. Gene Ontology annotation, cellular component: nucleus. Gene Ontology annotation, molecular function: RNA polymerase II cis-regulatory region sequence-specific DNA binding; protein dimerization activity; DNA-binding transcription factor activity, RNA polymerase II-specific. Gene Ontology annotation, biological process: regulation of neurogenesis; anterior/posterior pattern specification; regulation of transcription by RNA polymerase II. The record is from RefSeq and is a predicted model, not a curated record.
AGGAGAGACUUGAGCUGCUCAAUGCUGCUGUUGAUUCUCUCUCUGCGUAACUUCUCCACCAGAGGCUUCCUGAUCUGCAGAGAGAGGAACAAAGUCAUGAAGACACUUAUUCUGGAGUCCAGAGUGAGCGUGAAGAAAGACGGCUUCUCGUGGACAACAGUGACAUCUUCUUGAAUCUUUCAUUCACCUUGUGGCACAGAGAUCCAUGGCUCCUACAAUCACUGCAGCGAGGACCAAUUCUCAGGAGCAUCUGACUCUGACCCACAAGAUCAGGAAGCCUCUGGUGGAGAAGUUACGCAGAGAGAGAAUCAACAGCAGCAUUGAGCAGCUCAAGUCUCUCCUGGAUCCAGAGUUCCUCAAACAGCAGCCAGACUCCAAGCUGGAGAAAGCAGACAUCCUGGAGAUGACCGUGUGUGUCCUGAGGCGACUGCAGCAGCAGAAUCAAGCUGUGGACUCUGCAGCUGUUGGUCAGGGCUACUCCAGAUGUGUCCAAGAGGUGAACCACUUCCUGUCCAGGGAGCAGGGGAAGACCCCGUCCAAGAGAAGACUGAUGCACCACUUCAACAAGCUGCAGUCUUCCUCCGAGAAGAACCGGAGAGAGGCGGACUUCUCUCCUCUGAGCUCCACAGUCCAGACCAGCAUCAGCAAAGAGAAGAGUGCAGUCAACAGCGCCCCCUGGAGGCCGUGGUAGAUCCUCGGCCUCACGUGGAGUGUUGGUGUCACCUUUUGUAAAGGUCUCGUUCUGUGUUUCUGUGAUAUUUGCAGCUUGUUUCUCACUUUGUUUGUCAAAGUAAAUCUUGUAUUCAUCCUUUACUCUGUGAAGUGAACCGUAUCGCUCCCCGAGGGAACGCCUUGAUGUUGUCAGGGACAACGCUGUGUGUGCUUCGACUCCCUUCAGGAGACACGUUGAUCAUGUUGAACAUGUUUCAGAUUUACAUGUGGCGUUCACAUAUCCUGUUUACUGAAAUGUCCUUUUCCGAUAUUUCUCUGGACGUCUCGAUCGUCUGCAUUAACGCAGACACAUUUAUCAUUCUUCAUGAAGACUAAUGUGCCGUAUUGUUAUAACUCUGUGAGCCGCAGCACUCGGACCUUCAGUGAAGGACUUGUUGUUUGGAAAAUGUGUCACCGUGAAUGUAUCUCUUCAAGACAAGUGACGCGCAAUAAAACAAUCACAAAAAACAAAACAAAAUAAAA